AUGUCGGACGAAGUGGUGACUAAUCGAGCUGUUACUUACGCUAACAAUACAACACCUGCUACAAUUACGUCUUCGAAGCUGGAUUUAAAAACCUGUUAUAAAAAUAAUGAACUUGUGAUCGAGGUCCAUGCUGCUGCUUUGAACCCGAUUGACUUUAUUACUCACCAGCUCUGCAACUCUUAUAUAUUUGGAAACUAUCCAAAGACCUACUCAAGGGAUUACAGUGGCGUAAUAGUUAAGGUGGGCAAAAAUGUUGAUAAGUGUUGGAAAGUUGGCGACAAGGUGAACGGUGUGUAUGGCCAUAUCUACGGUAAGCGCGGUUCUUUGUCCCAUUUUUUAAUACUUGACCCUGCUAAAAAUGUCACCAUCACUCAUAUGGUAGAGGUUCCUAAGGGCGAAAACGACCCUUAUGACGACUUUGUAUAUGCAGCCGCCUGGCCCUUAACUUUUGGGACUGCUUAUUCGGUCUUGCACAAUUACAAGAAAAAAUGGAGCCCUGAUUCAAAGGUCUUGGUCAUCGGCGCCUCGACAUCCGUGUCAUAUGCUUUCGUCCAUAUUGCAAAGAACUACUUUAAUAUCGGUACUGUAGCUGGUAUUUGUAGCAAAAAUUCCAUUGAACGCAACAAGAAGUUAGGUUAUGACUACUUGGUGCCAUACGAUGAAGGAACCAUUGUUGAUAACGUCAAGGCAUUAAGAAAAAGCAAAUUGGAAAACGAAAAAUUUGAUUUUAUUUUCGAUUCAGUUGGCAAUCAUGAUUUUUUUUCUGUUAUGAACCAAUUUUUGAAACCUAAGGCGGAUGAUUCCUUUUACGUUACCAUUGUAGGGAAUGAAAAGGCCAAUUAUGAAAAUAUAUCUUGGAAAAGUUUUAUCUCCUUGGGAAGCAUAUCAGCAGCCCUUAAUCCGUUCAAAAGUUUCAACUGGCGUUUUGCUUCGCCAACGCCCUCCAACAACUUCAUUGAAGUUGGUAAUGAGAUGAUUAAAAACGGUACCUAUAAACCACCUAUUGAUUCUGUUUACGAGUUCGAAAAAUUCCAAGAUGCCCUUGACAGAAUAAAGUCUAAUAAAGCGAAGGGCAAAGUCAUCAUUAAAAUGAAAUGA
Messenger RNA from Saccharomyces eubayanus, 1098 nucleotides. RefSeq names its product Yim1p (gene YIM1). Gene Ontology annotation, cellular component: mitochondrion. The coding region runs from base 1 to 1098 and encodes 365 amino acids. The record is from RefSeq and is a predicted model, not a curated record. The transcript has a single exon. NCBI's taxonomy places the organism in Eukaryota, Fungi, Ascomycota, Saccharomycetes, Saccharomycetales, Saccharomycetaceae.